CAUUUUCGCCACAGCUCUGGUUACACUGAUUAGCGGCGAAUUGGCCAAAAGAAAACAAAAAGAAAAAAAGCGAAAGAUAAAUCAAGAUAAAGGAGAUCAAAGGAGAUUAAGGAAGAGUAAGAAGCUGCCGGAGAUUACAAUUUUACUAGCCUGGAAAGAUGCGAAAGUUGACCAGCUUCCUGUGCGGCACCGGCGCCGGCCUGGCGGCUUUCUACCUGCAGCGGCUGCGCGAUCCCCACACCGCGGCGCACACCUCCUGGACGUCCAGCGAGAAGCCGGUGGACUCCUGUGCUCUGUGGGACAGCAACUGGGACUGCCGCGAGCCGCGCUCCCUGGUGCGUCCGGUGCGCAACAGCCUGCCGGAGGAGGAGAAUCGCUACAACACGGAGCUGGAGAAGGCCAAGGCCAAGAAGGCGCGCCACAUUAUCCUAGUGCGGCACGGCGAGUACCUGGACGUUGGCGACUCGGAUGCCACGCAUCAUCUGACCGAGCGCGGUCGCCAGCAGGCAGAGUUCACCGGGCGGCGCCUGUCCGAGCUGGGCAUUAAGUGGGACAAGGUGAUCGCCUCGACCAUGGUGCGGGCCCAGGAGACGUCCGAUAUAAUACUCAAGGAGAUACAGUUCGACAAGGAGAAGGUGGUGAACUGUGCCUUUCUGCGCGAGGGGGCGCCGAUACCACCGCAGCCGCCGGUGGGCCACUGGAAGCCGGAGGCGUCGCAGUUUCUGCGCGACGGCACCCGCAUCGAGGCAGCCUUCCGGCGGUACUUCCAUCGCGCCUAUCCCGACCAGGACAAGGAGACCUACACCCUAAUCGUGGGCCAUGGCAAUGUGAUUCGGUACUUUGUCUGCCGCGCCCUGCAGUUUCCGGCGGAGGGAUGGCUCCGGAUCAACAUCAAUCACGCGUCCAUCACCUGGCUAACGAUCGGUGCCUCCGGCAAUGUGUCCAUCAAGUACCUGGGCGACUCUGGCUUCAUGCCCGCCAGCCUGCUCACCAAUCGCAUACCGCGCGACGCCAAGAACGUGGUCUGAGGCGGGCAGCAGCCCUCCUCCUCCUCCUGCCAUCAUGAGAAGCAAUCCUAGUGUAUUUAUUAUUGCCAAGCCUUGAAGUAAAUCCGUAAGCUCUGACCGCGGACGAGAGGGAGCAGCAGCGGUGAGCGAGAGUAUUUGUGAUGAAGCUAAACGUUUUGUAACCAGGGAAGGAUUCUCCGGGGUCUUCCCCUUUUCAAAUAAUAACAUUUUUAUACCACUUUG
Drosophila kikkawai is the source of this 1250-nucleotide messenger RNA. It is a transcript of the gene Pgam5, whose product is annotated as Phosphoglycerate mutase 5. Gene Ontology annotation, biological process: peptidyl-threonine dephosphorylation; positive regulation of mitochondrial fission. Lineage: Eukaryota; Metazoa; Arthropoda; Insecta; Diptera; Drosophilidae. Gene Ontology annotation, cellular component: mitochondrion. The record is from RefSeq and is a predicted model, not a curated record. Gene Ontology annotation, molecular function: protein serine/threonine phosphatase activity.